CAACGGUCAAAUAUGUCAAUACUUUGCUUGCAGUGGAAAUCGUCAAAGAUUCGUACGAGGUUUUGCCGAUUAUUCUGAAGAAUAUUAGUUCCCGCCAUGGAACCUCUGACACAGGACGAUUUUAAAGCCAUGGAGGUUCAGCUGAAGACUUCUGUGGAGCUGGAUAAUAUGUACUGGAAGGUGAACAGCGUGAAGUGUGAUGCCAUCCAAACUGCUAAGACUUAUGAAGAAUUCGCGGAUCGCGUGGCUGCAGCACAUUUGGACCCGCUAGGCCAUAGCGACUUCAAGAAGAAAUGCACUCGUAAGUGGAACGAGUACUCAACUCAACGGAGGAGUCCAGAUGAUGAGUUUGAUUCUGAAGAUGACGAUAAACGAUAAACGGUGCUCAUAAUUACUUAA
Molecule: messenger RNA, 399 nt
Organism: Helicoverpa armigera (cotton bollworm)
Lineage: Eukaryota; Metazoa; Arthropoda; Insecta; Lepidoptera; Noctuidae
Product: coiled-coil domain-containing protein 103
Exons: 3
Coding region: 97-378 (93 amino acids)
Biological process (GO): determination of left/right symmetry; epithelial cilium movement involved in extracellular fluid movement; inner dynein arm assembly
Cellular component (GO): outer dynein arm
Source: RefSeq, a predicted model, not a curated record